Messenger RNA from Phaeodactylum tricornutum CCAP 1055/1, 399 nucleotides. RefSeq lists its product with no specific name. The transcript has a single exon. The annotation marks the transcript as partial. Gene Ontology annotation, biological process: mitochondrial translational termination. Gene Ontology annotation, molecular function: translation release factor activity. Gene Ontology annotation, cellular component: mitochondrial large ribosomal subunit. The record is from RefSeq and is a predicted model, not a curated record. NCBI's taxonomy places the organism in Eukaryota, Bacillariophyta, Bacillariophyceae, Surirellales, Neidiaceae.
AUUCACGUUCCCGAAAGUCAACUCGAAUUCUCCUUCAUCCGUAGUGGCGGAGCCGGCGGACAAAACGUCAACAAGGUCAACACGUGCGUGCAAAUCAAAUUGUAUUUGCCCGGUAUGACCUGGGUUCCCACCGAAGUGCGUCAACGCCUCGAACAACAACAGCGUCAUCGGGUCAGUAAGGAACAGUACCUCGUCAUGCAAGUGUCGGAACACCGCACACAAUCCGCCAAUCGCAAGACAGCCGUCGACAAAUUGCGCAACAUGAUUCGACAAGCGUGGGAACGACCCAAAGAACGGAGCAUCCGCACCGGAAUAUCCGUCAAGACCAAGGAACAACGCAAAGAUUUCAAGCGGAAACGCAGUCUCGUCAAACAAGGACGGAGACCGGUGGACUUCUGA